Molecule: messenger RNA, 4322 nt
Organism: Pelobates fuscus (common spadefoot toad)
Lineage: Eukaryota; Metazoa; Chordata; Amphibia; Anura; Pelobatidae
Gene: IPO5
Product: importin 5
Exons: 26
Coding region: 79-3363 (1094 amino acids)
Biological process (GO): protein import into nucleus
Cellular component (GO): nucleus; cytoplasm
Molecular function (GO): small GTPase binding; nuclear import signal receptor activity
Source: RefSeq, a predicted model, not a curated record
CCCCCUCCAGCCAGCUCUCCGGCCCGCGCUCAGUCUCGCGCCCUCUCUCUCUCUCUGUCUGUUUGUGGAGCGGCGGCCAUGGCGGCGGAGCAGCAGCAGUUCUACCUGCUCCUGGGCAACCUGCUCAGCCCGGACAAUGGCAGCAGGAAGCAGGCCGAGGAAACCUAUGAAAGUAUACCAGGACCGUCCAAGAUCACGUUCCUACUUCAAGCAGUUAGGAAUGCCGGAGCUGCUGAGGAGGCCAGACAAAUGGCAGCAGUACUGCUGCGUCGGCUUUUGUCAUCCUCCUUUGAAGAAGUUUAUCCAUCCCUCCCUGCUGACGUCCAGAAUGCCAUCAGAAGUGAACUUCUACUUGUAAUUCAGCUGGAAACUCAGUCCAGUAUGAGGAAAAAGAUCUGUGACAUUGUUGCAGAAUUGGCCAGGAAUUUAAUUGAUGAUGAUGGCAAUAACCAGUGGCCUGAAGCAUUAAAGUUCCUAUUUGACUCUGUGAGCUCUCAGGAUGUAGGCCUGCGAGAAGCUGCGCUUCACAUAUUCUGGAACUUCCCAGGCAUAUUUGGAAAUCAACAGCAACAUUACCUUGAUGUCAUCAAAAGGAUGCUUGUACAAUGCAUGCAGGACCAGAACAUUCCUGUGAUCAGGACUCUGUCUGCUCGGGCAGCUGGUGCAUUUGUACUGGCCAAUGAGCACAACAUUCCUCUGCUGAAGCAUUUUGCAGACUUGUUACCUGGCAUUUUGCAGUCUGUUAAUGAAUCCUGUUAUCAGAAUGACGACUCUGUUCUGAAAUCACUGGUUGAGAUUGCAGACACUGUUCCAAAGUUUUUGAGACCACAUCUAGAGGCAACAUUACAGCUGAGUUUGAAGCUGUGUGCAGACCACUCUUUGAGCAAUAUGCAGCGGCAACUUGCUUUGGAAGUUAUUGUGACCCUUUCUGAGACUGCUGCAGCAAUGCUGAGGAAACAUACAGCCAUUGUUGCCCAAGCCAUCCCUCAGAUGUUAGCCAUGAUGGUUGACUUAGAGGAUGAUGAAGACUGGUCAAAUGCAGAUGAACUAGAAGAUGAUGAUUUUGACAGUAAUGCAGUCGCAGGUGAAAGUGCUUUAGACAGAAUGGCAUGUGGCCUGGGUGGGAAAAUUGUUCUGCCCAUGAUUAAGGAGCAUAUCAUGCAAAUGCUGCAAAACCCUGACUGGAAGUACAGGCAUGCUGGUCUGAUGGCAUUAUCUGCCAUUGGUGAAGGUUGUCACCAGCAAAUGGAGGGUAUUCUUAAUGAGAUGGUCAACUUCGUUUUACUUUUUUUGCAAGAUCCUCAUCCCAGAGUUCGUUACGCUGCCUGUAAUGCUAUUGGACAGAUGGCAACUGACUUUGCACCAGCUUUUCAAAAGAAAUUUCAUGAGAAGGUUAUUGCCAGUCUGCUGCAGACAAUGGAGGACCAAGGAAAUCCCCGUGUUCAGGCUCAUGCAGCUGCUGCUCUCAUCAACUUUACUGAAGACUGUCCGCAGACCCUUCUUAUUCCAUAUCUGGAUAACCUAGUAAAGCAUUUACAUGCCAUUAUGGUGGUCAAACUGCAAGAGCUUAUUCAGAAGGGUACAAAGCUGGUACUGGAACAAGUUGUGACUUCAAUAGCAUCUGUAGCUGAUACCGCUGAAGAAAAAUUUGUUCCCUAUUAUGAUUUGUUUAUGCCAUCCCUGAAGCACAUUGUGGAAAAUGCUGUGCAGAAAGAACUCCGGCUUCUAAGAGGGAAGACAAUUGAGUGCAUCAGUCUAAUUGGUUUGGCUGUUGGCAAGGAGAAGUUCAUGCAAGAUGCUUCUGACGUUAUGCAGCUGCUGCUGAAGACACAGACUGACUUCAGUGACUUGGAAGAUGAUGAUCCACAGAUUUCAUAUAUGAUCUCUGCUUGGGCACGAAUGUGCAAAAUUCUGGGCAAAGAGUUUCAGCAAUACCUUCCUGUGGUCAUGGGACCGCUAAUGAAAACUGCAUCUAUUAAGCCUGAGGUGGCUCUUCUGGACACACAAGAUAUGGAGAGUAUGAGCGAUGAUGACGGCUGGGAAUUUGUUAAUCUGGGUGAUCAGCAGAGUUUUGGAAUCAAGACUGCCGGACUUGAAGAAAAGGCAACUGCAUGUCAGAUGUUGGUUUGUUAUGCCAAGGAACUAAAAGAAGGGUUUGCUGAUUACACAGAACAAGUUGUGAAGCUAAUGGUCCCGUUGCUUAAAUUUUAUUUUCAUGAUGGGGUUCGAGUUGCUGCCGCAGAGUCCAUGCCUCUUCUUUUGGAGUGUGCAAGGGUGCGUGGUCCUGAAUAUUUGACAGAGAUGUGGCAUUUCAUGUGCGAUGCUUUGAUUAAGGGUAUUGGAACAGAGCCGGAUUCAGAUGUGCUCUCAGAAAUUAUGCACUCUUUUGCUAAGUGCAUUGAGGUAAUGGGAGACGGAUGCCUUAACAAUGAACACUUUGAAGAACUUGGCAGUAUCCUGAAAGGCAAGCUAGAGGAGCACUUUAAAAAUCAGGAGCUGAGGCAAGUGAAGAGACAAGAUGAAGAUUAUGAUGAGCAAGUAGAGGAAUCAUUACAAGAUGAAGACGAUAAUGAUGUUUACAUCCUGACAAAAGUAUCAGAUAUUUUGCACUCUAUAUUCAGUAGCUACAAGGAGAAGGUGUUGCCGUGGUUUGAACAGUUAUUGCCUUUAAUCGUUAAUUUAAUUUGCCCUCACAGACCAUGGCCAGACAGGCAAUGGGGUCUCUGCAUUUUUGAUGAUGUGAUAGAGCAUUGUAGCCCAUCGUCCUUCAAAUACGUUGAAUAUUUUCUAAGGCCCCUGUUGGAGUCCAUAUGCGAUAACAGUCCUGAAGUUCGGCAAGCAGCUGCGUAUGGUAGUGGAGUAAUGGCACAGUUUGGAGGUGAUAACUAUCGACCUUUUUGCACAGAGGCUCUUCCCCUACUUGUUGGGGUUAUCCAGGCACCUGAUUCUAAAACCAAAGAGAAUGUUAAUGCAACAGAAAAUUGCAUCUCCGCCGUAGGGAAAAUCAUGAAGUUCCGUUCUGAUUGUGUAAAUGUAGAGGAGGUGCUGCCCCACUGGCUGUCAUGGCUGCCGCUUCAUGAGGACAAAGAAGAAGCCGUUCAUACAUUUAACUUCCUGUGUGAUCUAAUUGAAAGUAACAAUCCCAUUGUGCUAGGACCCAACAAUUCAAAUUUACCCAGAAUAUUUAGUAUUAUAGCAGAUGGAGGCAUCCAUGAAUCUAUUAAAAAAGACGACAUAUGUGGUAAACGGCUUGCUAAUGUAGUUCGACAAGUACAGGCCUCAGGAGGAUUGUUUGCAGAAUGUGUAUCACAACUGAAUGCAGCCCAGCAGAAAGCUUUACAGGAUCUGCUUAGUACUGUGUGAAAGAUUCUACCAUCUUAUAUCAGGAAAACUAACAUCGAAUAAACUUACCUCUUCUGUUUAGGCUUCUUUUGUUUGUUUUGUUUUUGAGGGGGGGAAAAAAAACGGUAGUGCUUAUAGGCCAUUUUUUCUGCAGGCCAUAUGAUAUGGUUGGGAGAAAAACCCUGUAUCCCAGACUGAAAUAAUUUAAAUGGAUACCUUCCAACAAGAAAAGACGCUUCCUGCAGAUCUACAAUUAACUCUAGAAGGAUUUAUUUUUCUAUUCUUAAAUGUGUAUGAUCCUUCCACAUCUGUGGCUAGGAAGAACAGCUUUACAUUGUCUUGAGUUUCAAUAAAUUUAAGUCUGGGUGCUGGAUUUGGGUCUUUAGGUAAAUGGACCUUCAAUCCCAUGUGCAGAGGGGCCUACAAUUCUUCUGAAAGGGUGCUUUCCCACCCUGUUCAGGAGACAGUGGUUUGAUAAGUUUAUCAUUAGUUAAUUAGCACGAUGUUAUAAUCGUCAAGACAGAUUUGUCUGUCCUUAGUAUUACCACAACUCUGCAUUGAGUGUGGAAUAGAAAAAAAAUCCUUAUACCCUGUGAAGUCAAAUAUAAAACUGAAGGUUUGAAGACUUGUGAGAUUUGCAUGACGAUUCAUUUGAAAUCCAUACCUUUGGGGGCUGAUUAAUUUAUGCUCCCCCUUUUGCCCAGAAGAAUUGUGGAUUGAUGCAGGAAAAUAUUUAGCUUCAGGUCCUUUGAAUGUGAAAUGUCUUUUUGGCAUGUCUGGCAAUAUCUCCUUCACUCUUCAAUAAACACUAUUGAAAUACAUCUUAGUCUUUGAACAAAUUCCAUGCUGUCUGCUUUGUUGUAUACCGUUACUCUAAUAAACUCUUGUUAGGAGCUCAUCAGUCAGUACCUUGCUUAAAAUGCAAAAAAUGGUUUAGUCGAUGAAUUUAUUCACUCGUUCUAAUAAACAUUUCUUAUCUA